CUUGUGGAGGAGCCAGCAAACUCACAAGCGGUACAAAGACUGUGCUUCACACUUCCUUCGUUUCAUGAACCGCGAUUACGGCGAGCAUUAUGCCUGCUGCACAAACUAACAAACCCGCGAGACCAAAGGUCAAGCGAUACCAUGUUUGGAAUGUCGUACUCUUUAUUAUGGGGACUCUCUUCCCCCCAUUGGCUGUGGCAGCGAGGUUCGGUAUCGGGAAGGACUUCUGGCUGAACCUUCUACUCACGAUAUGCGGAUAUAUUCCAGGACACGCACACAACUUUUACAUCCAGAAUAUUCGAAAUAAUAAGAAUCACCGUCGUACCCCCAAAUGGGCCCAACGAUAUGGCCUUGUUGAUACUUCAACCAUCAAGCGUCAUGAACAGCGUUCCCAGUGGGCAGGGAGAUACAACGACCGUAAUCCACACUCCGCCCUAGACGAACAGCCACUGGAGGAAGGCCAAAUGGCGCCGAGUCGCUCAACAACACAGGAUUCCUCCACUAAACCAGGCAAUGGCGGUGCUCUGUGGAAAGAUGGUGAUGAGUCAUUCUACAAUCCCGAACGCGAAGGUAGCCUGCGUUCAGCCGAAUCUGGAAGUACUCGUUGGAAAUACCCUGCCAACUUCAAUGACACACUUCCUGGUGCGGGAGAUGCUCCAGGGCGGAAGAAGAAAAAGAAGAAAGAUAGGUGGGCGAGAACGGAGGAUGCAUAUACUGCCCCCGAGAAUAAGAAACGAAAGAAGAAGUCAAAGAAUCGCUCCACAGUUGGCGAUGGUGGUGAUCUAGAGUCAAACUACUCACGCGGAACUGGAUCGGCUGCUGAUUUGGAGGUGCCAGAAGAUCCAGCUGGUGAAGCGUACGGAUCUGGGAGACAAGGCAAUGGGCACGCAGCGGGGGAGAAUGACCAUGCUGCCGCAUCGCAGGGCGAGAGCGAUGUAUUCAAUCACGAAUUCUAAUACACACGCGUCCUCUAGAUAUCCUACAUCUAUCCAGACUGGCAUCCAUCUCCAAUCCGUCCAUGGGGAAUUUUUGGACAACACACUCGAUAUCUCAAGUCCCUAAACUCGAACUGCUGCCACUCCACUCCGACGAGCCGCACUCGCCGGAUCAAGGGUCCUUCGAUUGUUCGAUUGUUAAGCGUUCCGCAUAGACCUGUGUUUCGUGUCCAGGGUCCCCUGUCCAGUGCAAAGUAUCCGUGC
Suillus paluster is the source of this 1199-nucleotide messenger RNA. RefSeq lists its product as uncharacterized. The transcript is spliced from 5 exons. The coding region runs from base 90 to 956 and encodes 288 amino acids. The record is from RefSeq and is a predicted model, not a curated record. Gene Ontology annotation, cellular component: membrane. NCBI's taxonomy places the organism in Eukaryota, Fungi, Basidiomycota, Agaricomycetes, Boletales, Suillaceae.